Contarinia nasturtii (swede midge) is the source of this 7945-nucleotide messenger RNA. It is a transcript of the gene Cad89D, whose product is annotated as cadherin-89D. Gene Ontology annotation, biological process: homophilic cell-cell adhesion. The record is from RefSeq and is a predicted model, not a curated record. NCBI's taxonomy places the organism in Eukaryota, Metazoa, Arthropoda, Insecta, Diptera, Cecidomyiidae. Gene Ontology annotation, molecular function: calcium ion binding. Bases 1181 to 7759 code for a protein of 2192 amino acids. The transcript is spliced from 15 exons. Gene Ontology annotation, cellular component: plasma membrane.
UUAGCCUCGCAUCAAGUCACAUACAAAACUAUCAUGCAGUUUAGUGUUUAUGUAUUUUUCUUUCCUUGGUGCAUUCGACAAUACAGACAAAAAAACUGAAAGACAACAAACUUAACACCCAACAAUAUGAAUGCAAAAUUAAAUAAAUAAAAAAAAAACCGUUAAACAGUUUUGCUUUUGAAUUGAUUGUCAUGCGAUCCGAAAAAAAUAAGAAGAAAUACAUUUGAAUGGCAACAUGUUUAUUUUCGCGAUAAUACAAAAUACACAGUGAAAAAAAGAGCAACAAAAAAAUGCACAAAAGAUAUGGUGUAUUGUAAGAAGUGAUGCACGAUCAAUAAAGUGAAAAGACUCACACGAAUUUUGAAUAGAAGACGAUGGACAAGGAGUCCCAACAUACUCCAAACAAUUGACAUGCUAAACGGGAGAGAUUUGUUCGUCCCAAGUGAAAGCGACUAGACACAACAAAAAAUUUUGCUUUUCAUACCAAAAAAAAAAUUCGCAUAAAAUCAGACAAAACUUUACAAAUUUUUUUAAUGUAAUCAAUUUGAUUGGAGUAUUCAAAGUCAUUGUUUGCAACUGAUUGAAAACCGUACCGAAAGUUAAUAAUUGUGAUUGAAUGUUUUACAAAAGAAAAGACGUUAUCGAUAAUCGUGAUCAUACAUCGAUUGAAAAUCAACUGGUUUCGGUGUUACAGUGCAAUUUCUGCACGAUGGACUGAUAUGAGUGCAAAUUUCUACAUCAGAAUGAAUUGGAUUGUUAAUCGAGAAAGGUCAUCACUCAAUGCAACGAUAAUGAGCACUUUCAGUCGAAAGAAACUGUUCAAACGACUGACCAUUCAUUAACAUGGCACGAUACAAACACAUACCAAAUCUCGAUCAUUUCUAUUUCAAACAAAAUAUUUGAACAAUUUUAAUGCGAAGAAUUUUUGUUUGACUUCGCAUAAAGUGAGCUGCCUAUACACUAAAGAUAACCAUCUGAUUUACAUAUAAAUACAAAUUUAAUGUGAAACAUUGAUUGUCCUCAGAUAGAAAUCAUAAACACAGAAAAUAAAAAAAAAUAGUGAGACCAGAACUAACGGACAGUCGAUAUUACGAAAGAAAUCAACCAUAGCCGGACAAAGUGAGACAAAGAAACAAAAACUAAUGCUUUUGAAUGUUCAAUCAACAAUAUAAACUCCAAAAUGCGUUCAAAUGUCAUAAAAACUAUCAUAUUAUUACUCGAUAUCAUCUCAUACAGACUCUUUUUCAUCGAAGGAUGUGUAUUUUAUGAUAAAAAUGGCAUCGAAAGUGAAUUGGAAACAACAAAAUUCAUUCGAAUUCGUGAAAAUUUGCAUGUUGGUGACGAGGUGUUAAAUGUACGUGCAUAUCCACGUAAAAGCGUUUUUAUAAAAGGUACCAAUGAAAAUGCAGACGAUGUACGGUAUUUUAAAUUAAGAACAGUGAAUGAAACAAAUAUCCAAGUUUUAUUGGAUAAAACGAUCGAUGAAUUAGUUGAUCGUGAUGUGCCACAAAAUGUAUUAAAAUUUAAAAUUGAAUGUAUGAGUCGAAAUGGACGCACGGAAGAGACGUCAUAUUUAACCGUUAAUGUAUACAUAGAAGAUAUCAAUGAUCAUGCACCGCAAUUUGAAAAUUUGCCAUAUCAAGUGUAUGUCGAUGAGUCAACGGCAAUUGGUGCGAAAAUUUUUACGGGCAUUAUGGCAUUUGAUCGCGACAAACCGCAUACACCAAAUUCAGAUGUACAAUAUUCCAUUGAUUCGUCAGAACAUGAUGCACAUUUUACGCUCGAAAGUCCACAUCGGCCGCACGUCAUUCUACGCAGACAGCUCGAUUUUGAUGAAGGAAAACGCAUGUUUGAAAUUCCAAUCGUUGCAACCGAUCGCGGAGACAAUGCAAAAUCAUCAAGUACAACGUUGAUGAUAAUGGUAAAAGAUAGCGAUGAUUUGCCACCAAAAUUCACUGAAAGCAUUUAUCGGACAAAAAUUAAUGAAAAUUCGCCAAUUACCGGUCAGCACAUAAAAUUACCAUUGAUGUUUUCACCACCAAUCAUGGCAUACGAUCAAGAUUCAAUGAAUACAACAUUGAUAUACGACAUUAUAUCGGGCAAUGAUCGAAAUAUAUUUUCCAUAAAUCCAAACUCUGGCGUCGUUUAUUUAACAAGCGAAAUCGAUUUGGAAGAAGAAACAUUGCCCGGUAAUACAUUUGUACUUCAAAUUGAGGCCCGUCAACGCGAUACACCGAUUAAACGGGCUGUGGCACGUGUCGAAAUCGAAAUUAUCGAUUUGAAUGAUAAUCGACCGGAAUUUGAAGUGGAAUUUUACAAUAUAUCGAUUGUUGAAAAUCUACCAAGCGGUUUUAGUGUACUACAAGUGAAUGCAUUGGAUCGUGAUCAGGGUGAAAAUGCUGAUUUUUUAUAUAUGAUCAGUAAAGAAAGUCCAGAAGGUGCAUUUUUAAUUGAUCCACGCACCGGAUGGAUUACCGUACGCGAUCAAGAGCUAUUAGACCGUGAAGUUCGAACAAAAAUUCGAAUUACAAUUCAAGCGGUGGAAAAGGUUGAGCCACAUGGAUGGAAAAAUCAAAAACCAAGCUCAGUCGAAAUUGAAAUUACACUUCUGGACGCAAAUGAUAAUACACCACAAUUUGAUAUGGGCAAUUUAUAUGAAUUUAAAGUCAAUCAAAUGGCACCGAUCGGAAAUAUUGUUGGUUAUAUCACCGCCAAAGAUCCGGACGAAGGACGAAAUGGAAUGAUUUUAUAUGAAUUACAACAACCAAAAGGUGGCGGACAGGUUCCAUUUAGAUUGGAUUCUAAGACAGGAGCUUUGAUUGUUUCUAGUACAUUGAAGAAGGGACGACUUGCUAUAUUUGUUGAGGCCAGCGACCAGCCAGCAAAUCCAUCGGAACGUCGAUUUUCACUGGCUGUGGUCACCAUUGAAGUGGUUGCAAAAGUCUUUGAUGGAUCGCUAGAUUUUAUUGGAGCUCCGUAUGAAUUUUGGGUUGGUGCAAAUGCUCCAGUUGGCUACUCCGUUGGUCAUAUUAAGACAAAUUUUGAUUGGGAUGGAGGUGACUAUGUCAUGUAUGACCUGUUGCAUUCAUAUUCAGAAGGUGUCCCAUUUGCGGUUGAAGAAAGAUCCGGCAUUGUUACGGUUAUUCGAGACUUAAAGGAGUUUGACAGAAGAUUAUAUGAAUUUGAAGCGGUUGCUGCAUACUUUUCACCGGAAAAACCACGGUCAAAUAAUCAUCGUCUGACAAAACACACCUCAAAAUCAGGCCGUCAAAUCACCAAGAGCGGUGAUGUAUUUGAGUUAGAACAAGGCAUUGUCACCGAUAACGAUAAUGUUUUAAUUACAAAUGUAACGGUUCAUGUUGUCAAUCCAGACGAAGAAACACGCAUAUUAAUGAGAGGAUCAAUAAACGAUCCAAUUGAAUUCCAUAUUCGUGAGAAUUUGGCCGAUGCAAUGAUUGGUCAGUUAAUUUACAAAAAUGUAACGAGAGAAGAAAGAAAUCGUUCAUUAAAUACGAGACUACCACUAACAACUCCAGCACCGCCAUCGACAAAUCAAACCGGACGCCAUGAGCGUUACUUAAAUUCUCGUUUUAAUAAAAAUAAACUCAAGAUAAAAAAAGGUACGGUGCCAUACAAGCGUACGCAUCGCAAUGUAAACGUGGAGGAUCAAUUUUAUGUGUCAGUAACACCGUCUGUAUUCUACAAUGAUAUGAUUGCAUCUGAAACGGAAAAAGUAGGCGUAACAUCGCAUCCCGUGUCAACACGUUCAACAGUGGUUACGGUGACAUCGCGAACAUCAUCAAUAUCAAAUAAAACACCAACCACGGAACAUAUAAUGACACACGACAUGACAACAUUGGAUAAUUUAUUGGAUGAUAUACCGAGCAGGAGAUCAAAUACGAGCACAACAUCAAUGUCAAAAGUUAUAUUGGUUACGCCGCGUCCAUUACGAAAGCAAACCGAAAAACCUCGAGCUUUUCCGAAUCUACAAAAUACUACACGAUCUGGUAAACAAGUGAAACGACGUUAUGAAUCGAAUAAUAAUCACCGUGGUUUGCGAUUUGUCAUUGCAAAUCAACAUGAUGUCAAUAAUAUGAUAACAAUUACAAAUGAUGGCACACUAAUGACCGUUAAACCAUUGGAUCGUGAAGAGCGCGAUGUUUAUUAUUUAACAAUUAUCGCUGAAUAUGUUCAAGGUUAUGUGACUGGUGCUGGUAUUUAUCAAGUUGUUAUCUACGUCGAUGAUGUAAAUGAUAAUCCGCCCGUUUUUAACAUGCAUUCAUAUUCGGGAUCAAUAAUUGAAAAUUCGCCCGUUAAUACCGAAGUGACAUUCGAUCAACAGAUGUUAGUGCACGAUGGUGAUAUUGAUGAUAAUGCCGUAUUUGAUUUAACACUUCAAGGUGAAGGAAGCAAUUUCUUUACGAUUGAACGACGAAAUGCCACAUCGAAUCUACUCAAUCAAUUUACAUCAGCCUAUUCAAUUGGAAAUCAACGAUUUGCACGUGCACUAUCAAAAAUUCACGCAAAUCGACAUUCGAACAAUAGUUUUUUGGAUGAUUUUAUUAAUGUGCCACAGUAUGUGAUCAGAUAUAUUGGACCAAAUGUUAUCGAUCGUGAAAUUCAAAGUUAUUAUGAAUUCAAUGUGAUUGCACGGGACAAAGGUGGUUUAAGUUCAGAAGUUAAAUUUACACUUUAUGUACUUGAUACAAAUGAUAAUGCACCGAUCUUUGAUAAGCUUGCCAUUUUUAAAGAUGCAAACGUUGAGGUUCUUGAUUAUCCAAACGAUUUAAAAGUCUAUUUUGUCGAUCGAUCCGAACCCGAUACAUUAACUUAUCCGAUUCGACAUCAUGUACGGAAUGUCGAUCCACUUAUGACCAGCGCCAGUAAUAUGAACUAUGAAAUUAUGCAAUUGGCGGAUGGUCAACACAUUGGUACGCCACGUCAAUUGAACAUUGACAUUGGAAAAAAUGGAACACGUUCAACAACAACAUCGAAUCGAUCACGUUCACGACGUCGCAAUUUUGAUAAACCAUAUGCCAUUUUUUCAAUACUUGAAAAUAUUGAAGUUGGUAACACCGUCAUUCGGCUCACUGCCACCGACGAUGAUUACGAAAAUAAUGCACAAGUUUCAUAUAAAAUCGUUUCACAAUCGCACACGGUGCCACGUUCAAAUGCCAAACAAAUGUUCACCACAAAAUUGUUCGGAAUGGAUGAGUCAAGCGGUGAACUACGUGUUAUACGACCAUUACCAGCACAAGCUGAAAUUAUAUUGAAUGUGUCGGCCAUUGAUGCUGGCGGAUUGAGCGAUGCCACUUUAAUUAAAUUUAAGGUAAUUGAUGUAAACGAUCAUGCGCCAGUGUUUGAAAAGCCAUGGUAUACAUUUGACAUAAGUGAAGGUUACUACAUGCAUAUGGUAAUUGGAAAAAUCGCCGCAACCGAUGAGGACUACGGUGACAAUGCAAAUAUAACAUAUUCAUUAGUAAGCAAUGAAUCGCAUCCAUUUUACAUAACACCAUUGACGGGCAUAUUAAAAGUCAAUGGUGAAUUGGAUCGUGAAAUGAAAUCGCUGUACGAAUUCAAAGUGAUUGCAAGUGAUAAUAGUAAAAAGGAAGUGCAAAUGAAAUCGACGGUAGAAAUUGAAAUCAAUGUCAUGGAUGUAAACGAUAAUGCGCCAAUAUUUACUGGUUUUGAUGAAAUGCUUACGCUAAACGGUGGUUACGGUCGUCGAAUAUCAGAUGCCGAUGAAAUAAUUGAAUCGAUAAACGAUGAAGAUUUACCAUACAAUUUGCCCGUAUACAAAGCAUAUUUGAAUCGAAAUACAGAACCUGGAACGUAUGUUAAGCAAAUCACGGCCAUUGACAAAGAUUUUUCGGGCAAUGGUAAUGGUUUGGUAAUGUAUGCAUUGCGACACAAUAGUCUACCAUAUUUCUUUGAAAUUGAUUCACGUGACGGUGUAAUAACGACCAUUGCACGAUUCAAUCGAUAUCAAAAUCUAUAUGAACAUAUUAAUUUAACAAUAAUUGCAUCCGAUUUGGGAACACCGUCCAAAUCAUCGGUUGCAUUGCUCAUCGUUAACUUACAAGGAACCAGUAAUGUAGAUAGUGACUAUGAAGAAAUUGUCGGCAAUAGUUUCUUUCAUCACAAAUACUAUGAGAUUGAAGUGCCCGAAAAUAAUGUGGUGCCGACAAUGUUGUUGCAAAUAAAUGCAACACAUUUUCAUCGUGAAAAAUCAUUUAAAUGGACGAUUACAACCGAAACGGAGAGAAAUCGAGAAUUUCGUAUCGAUCCACACAACGGUACAUUGUGGUUGGUGCGAAGUUUAGAUCGAGAACUCCAAGAUAUAUAUCGACUUAAAGUGCGCGCCGAUCCAGUUUUUCGUGAAAGUCGCGCAUCGAUUAUGUACCCAAUUACAGACGAACGCAUUGGCGAUUUAAUGGAUAACGAAGUUCGGAUUGUGGUACGUGUGACCGAUGAAAAUGAUAACUCACCUAAAUUUAUUGGCAAUGGAAAGCCAAUCGUUGCUGUCAUACCAAAUACAGCCAAUUUUGGCUAUCCAGUUACAAGAGUCGAGGCAACUGAUGACGACGUUGGCCUUAAUUCGGAAAUUCGUUACAGUUUAUUGAACGAACCAACAAAACUGUUUGAAAUUGAUGAAAUGUCUGGCAAUAUUCGUGUCAUUGGUCCGAUUGCGAAUGAUCAACGCGUUUAUGGAUUUGAUGUUAAAGCGACCGAUCGAAAAGGCGCAGAAGAUGGACGAAGUGCGAUUGUUAAUGUAUUUGUAUACAUUCUGGAUGAUAUGCGUAACGUACGUUUGGUAAUGGCAGGAACACCGGUUGAUAUCGAAAAAGAUCUUAAGAAUUUGACCAGCUCUCUCAGCGAUUUAACGAACUUCGAUGUACGAAUCCGAAUGUUAGAGCCGCACAUGAGCGAUAACUAUCAGCCAGCCACUGAUGUUUAUCUGUAUGCAGUGGAUCCUCGAUCAAAUACAGUUGUCGAUAUGGACGUUUUGCAAAGCAAAAUGAGUUCGAUUUCAAUGAGCAAUUUAACGAUAACAUCGCGCAUUCUUGGACUGGCCGAAUUGGGCGAAUACCAAAGUUUCAAUGCCAGAAUCCCGCAAACCACAUACAAAGGCUCGAAUUUAAAAACAUCCGAAUUGGCCACAAUUAUAUUGGCCAUUGUCGUGUUCACCGGGGGCUUGGCGACCGCAUUUUGCGUGGUUUGCGUUCGAUAUAAACGAGAUCGUCACAGUGGGCAUGGACGACAUGAUUUUAUUGAUGUGCCGUUAUCCCAGCCCGCUUUAAGUUCAAACUUCAAUUUGAUGGACCAUGAAAAUCGAUGCAUCAAAUACAAUCCACUGCAACAUCAGAAUCAGAAUGUCAACAAUUUGGAUACAUCAGUACCGUCUAUACAUUCGAGUGGUUGUGAUUCUGGUGUGGGGUUGACCACACAAAUGAAUGUCGGUUCAAAUAAGCAACUAGUUCAAUUGAUGCGCAGUUCACAGCGUGAAAACUUACGUGAUCGAAUGAUUAAUGAAAAACGAACUAAGCGAUGUGUAUGCGGAUAUGCAGCGGCAGGUGCGCACGUUUGUAAUGCCGGAGAAGAAAGCAGUGAUAGCUAUGAAGAUUCGCUGAAGAAUGUAAGCUGUUUGAGAAUUUCGCGUCGAACGUCUUUUCCAAAAUCAAAUGCAUUCCGACGAAGUCUUCGUUCUCAUCGCUUGUCAACGCCACGUGAUCUUCAUCCAUUUUCGGGUGUAAUUUAAACACUAACCAUUUACGAUGUUAUUGAAGGUCUAAUUUUGAGCUGGAGUUAAGCGAAACAUAAUCGUAAUGCGUACACAACAUGUAUAGAAUAGAUAUGGUUUUAUAAUAUGUGAAUCGCAUUCAAUUCAUUUUAAUUAAACUUUUCAAUUCACGCAACUUAACGAACAUGAAGUUCUAGAUGAAGU